GUUUCGUUAACUUUGAAUGAAAUUUAUAGGUUUUGGUCGAUGGACCUGCAUCAAACGUUCCACGCUGCGAGAUGAGGUUAAACGAUCUACACCUAACUAAAUUUCGUAUACGUUUCCCAUACACCGGAUCGACCCGUGUCGUGCGUAAAGCAUGGGAAGCAGCCAAGAUCAGUGAUCUUUGGAAAGAAACUAUGUGGUCGAGAAAGGUCGAAGCCAAGAAGAAACGCUUGGAGCUCAGCGACUUUGACCGAUUCAAGUUAAGGAAAGCAAGACAGAUCAGAAAUAAAUUGAGGACAGACGUGUUUUACAGAUUGAAAAAGAAGGUAAAGAAAACAAAGGCCACGGGAGCCACUAAAAAAGUGGCAAAGAAGUAAUUUUUUAUUGUAUGAAAUAAAUACGAAAAUAUCUUAUAA
Molecule: messenger RNA, 413 nt
Organism: Ceratina calcarata
Lineage: Eukaryota; Metazoa; Arthropoda; Insecta; Hymenoptera; Apidae
Gene: RpL14
Product: ribosomal protein L14
Exons: 2
Coding region: 72-374 (100 amino acids)
Biological process (GO): ribosomal large subunit biogenesis; translation
Cellular component (GO): ribosome; cytosolic large ribosomal subunit
Molecular function (GO): structural constituent of ribosome; RNA binding
Source: RefSeq, a predicted model, not a curated record